CCCUCCCACAGUGCGGCCGGUCAUUCUAAUACGUCGGUUAAUACAUGGAUAUGCAGUACGAAGGAUAAACUGUAACAAAGGGUCCGCGCGAUAUAUAAACUCACCGGAGGAUCAUCUUCUCAGUUCGCCUCGUGUCUUCGGUCCUACAGCAAUAUGAAUUGCCACCAGUUAGCCAAGCUGGUCUUGGUGCUGUCGUGCAUCGGCAGCGACGUCCUGGCGGGCCUCCUGCCGGGGGGUGGCGCAGGUGCCGGAGGGUAUCAGUACAACCGACCGGGCGGCGGCGGUGGUUUCGGUGGAGGAUACGCCGGUGACGCCGGAGGUUUCGGGGGUGGCGGCCGCGGCGGUGACUUCGGCAUCGGCAGCUACAGAGGCAGACCCAGCCAGGCUUACGGUCCACCCGGGAGCGGUGGUGACUCUUUCGGCAGGCCGGGUGCAGCUGGAUUCGGAGGAGGACCGUCGUACAGACAUCCGCAGUUCGGCGAGGGUGGCAGCGGUGGGUACCAAGACGGUGGUGCCGGCGGAUACCAAGGAGGACAUGGAUAUGGCGGACGCGACGGCGGAAGGCCGCAGCCGUACAGCUUCCAAUACGAGGUCGUCGAUCCACCAAGUGGCAACGAUUACUCUCAGCACGAGAGCAGCGACGGUAACGUCGUUCAAGGAGAGUACCGAGUUCUGUUGCCGGACUCGAGGACGCAAAUCGUUCGGUACAUGGCGGACGAUGUGAAUGGAUACAACGCGGAGGUUCAGUACGAAGGACAGGCUCAGUAUUCUCGUGGUGGAGGAUACCCAGGAGGAGGAUACCCAGGAGGUGGAUACCAGGGAGGUGGAUUCCAAGGAGGCAGAGGUGGCGGCUUCGGCGGACCCGGAGGUUUUGGAGGCGGCUUCGGUGGCGACGGUGCUAGCAAUCAAUAUUUGCCACCGCACAAUAAUUAUCACAAAUAACCGCUCGUCACGGGCUACCUUACCAAAAUACGACAUGUACCGCGUGCAUUUACGGCGACAACCAUCACGGACCUCCCUCGGCUUUUCCUCUGAAUACGGUAAUCCCUCGCUCACACACGAGACACGAACCCUCUCCCAAUCACCUAUGCGCCCGCGAAUCACUGUAUCACCUAUAUUUAACGAUCACACAAGGACUAAUUAGGAUAAUUUCAUAUGCAUGCAUGAGUGUAUGUAUUUAUAUAUAUAUACAUAUAUGAUAAACAUAAUUUUGUACAUGAUAACUGUCAAACAUACGCUUGUAUCUUCCGCUAAGCGAUUAUCAAACUCUUAUGUUAUGUACGUAUUUAUACGAGCUUGUAGUAAAACAUA
Messenger RNA from Vollenhovia emeryi, 1311 nucleotides. RefSeq names its product pro-resilin-like. NCBI's taxonomy places the organism in Eukaryota, Metazoa, Arthropoda, Insecta, Hymenoptera, Formicidae. The transcript has 4 exons. The record is from RefSeq and is a predicted model, not a curated record. The coding region runs from base 154 to 942 and encodes 262 amino acids. Gene Ontology annotation, cellular component: extracellular matrix.